This is a messenger RNA of Belonocnema kinseyi, 771 nucleotides long. RefSeq names its product putative sugar lactone lactonase YvrE. The transcript is spliced from 4 exons. Gene Ontology annotation, molecular function: gluconolactonase activity; calcium ion binding. Lineage: Eukaryota; Metazoa; Arthropoda; Insecta; Hymenoptera; Cynipidae. Gene Ontology annotation, biological process: L-ascorbic acid biosynthetic process. The record is from RefSeq and is a predicted model, not a curated record. Bases 1 to 771 code for a protein of 256 amino acids.
AUGUAUCUGAUACGAAUUGGUCGAGCCGAAUUUACUGGAGACUUCCGGUCAGGGACGAAGCACGAUGAUCCGCAGGAGCGUAAAAGCAAAUUGGGAAGUGUUUAUUCUUUUGGUCAGAAUAGGGUGCUUCAAUUGAUACUUAACAAUCUUAGUACGGUCACUGGUGGAUUUGCGUGGUUCCCCCGUCCUGCAAAGGAAAAGGACAAAAAGGCACCGCCUGUAAAAUUCUAUUUCGCCGAUACUGUGAAAAAUGAAAUCGUACUCUAUGAUGCUCUGCAAAAUCGUUAUCAAGCAAUUAAAAACCCACAAAAACUGUUCAGCUUGCCACACCAUGGCCUAAACGGCAAUCCGGGUCGUACCGCAAUUGAUGAUAAAGGCUGUCUCUGGGUGCCUCUUAUUGGAGGGUAUGGAGUCAUUGAAUUUGAUCCUGUUACGAAAGAGACUGAUCGACUUAUUAGCUUACCCGCAGCCAAAGUCGGCGAAUGCACUUUCGGAGGCCCUGACAUGGAUAUUUUAUAUGUAUCAACAAUAGGAUAUGAAUACAAAAUAUCUCGGGAAUAUCGGACAAAGGCCGAUCUAGGUGGUUAUAUUUUCGCGAUUCGCGGCCUUCAAGUGAGGGAAAUACCCACAAGAGAGUUCAACGUGAUUCCUACUGGACUACCCGAUGCAAUAAGAAGGUCUCGUGAAAACACUGAUAGGGAAAGGCUCCGGGCCGCUCAUCGUAAGAGUGGCAGCAGCAGAGCCGCCAAAGCUGCCAGAGUCGAAAUAUAG